UAUAUUAUAUUUGUCUUUUGAAAAAAUCUUUGGUUGAUUUUUAAUCUAUGUCAAUUCACACAGUUCAGGACAGACUGUUUGAUAACCUCAUCAAAUAGCAUUUACACCCCAACGUCUGUGUAUAACCCUUCAUUAAAAGCACACAAUCUUAUACAUUUUUUUUAUCAGCAUUUUGAGCUCUACACAAAGCAGCACAGUGGAAUUUCUAUUGUUGUUCAUUGGUGGUUUUGCUAACACAUCCUUUGUAAUUUGAUACGUCGCUCGACGGCAUAAGCCAAUUACAAUGGGAAUAUUGCUAUCUAGGUCAUGACUACAAUAAAAAUAUUUCUAAAAACUUGUUCUCAACAACAACAAUUUAACUAAGGGACAAUCUCGGGGGAAGGGAGGGGGAUUAUCUUGUACAUAAUGCACAACGAGAACAGUUAUGUCCAUUGGUAAUUACGCAUAUUAAUGUUUUUACCCAGUUCUUAUACUGCACAGGAGCGCAUACAAAACUGAAAGUUUAGCAACACAACAUGUAUAAUAUAUUAAACUUUUAUUUUCUAUCAGGCAGUAUCCUUAAGCAAAUAUAUAUUACAAGUUUUACAUAAUUUUAAUACGUACUAUUUUAAAUCAUCACACUUUUUCCCUUACUCACAUCUUUAAUAAAAAUAAGGACACAUUAAGGCUAGAGAUAAACAUGCUUUUUUCUUAUAUGUCAUACAAUUUGUAUUCUUUGGCUUACCUUUUUAUUUUUUAGAACAUAAAAAAUGGCAGAACUUGAACAACAUAAGAAAAUUCUGAUAGCCUUAUCUGUGGUGACCAUUACUGGGAUAAUUGGUGUCAUAUCUUUUUUGUGGCAAAAGAGAUCAAACAAAUUAAUUGCGUUAAAUCCAAAAGAGAAAAUCCCAAUGAAACUUGUUAAGAAAGACAUUGUCAGCCAUGAUACUCGACGUUUUCGAUUUGCGUUGCAGACUCCACAACAUAUUCUAGGUUUGCCUAUUGGUAAACAUAUGUAUUUAUCUGCAAGAAUCGAUGAUAAGUUGGUUGUCCGACCCUACACACCUGUUACAUCAGAUGACGAAGUUGGUUAUUUUGAUUUAGUCAUAAAGGUGUAUCUCAAAAACGUACACCCAAAGUUUCCAGAUGGUGGAAAAAUGUCUCAGUACUUAGAAGCAAUGAAGAUUGGUGAUUCCAUUGAUGUUAGAGGUCCUUCUGGCCACUUAACAUACCAGGGACGUGGUGACUUUGAAAUAUCUGAAAAUAAAAAGCCAGUUAGGAAGUUAUGGGCAAAAAAUGUUGGUAUGAUUGCAGGGGGUACAGGGAUAACUCCGAUGUUGCAAAUAAUUCAGGCUGUUUUAAAAGAUGGAAAUGAUCAGACGCAUAUGUCUCUCCUUUUCGCCAACCAAACAGAGGAGGACAUUUUAGUACGUGAUGAAUUAGAAGCCAUUCGAGAGAAAUAUCCAACCAGGUUUUCGUUGUGGUACACUCUCGACCGUCCAAAAGAAGAUUGGCCUUACAGCACCGGCUUUAUUAAUGAGCAAAUGAUCACUGAUCACCUUCCAGGCUGCAAUGACGAGGCUGCAAUUUUAAUGUGUGGACCACCACCAAUGAUUAAUUACGCAUGCAUACCAAAUUUGGUCAAACUUGGAUUUACUGAGGAUCAGUAUUUUUCAUUUUGAAUUUACAUUUUUUAUUAUUACAUAAGCUAAGCACAACAGUACUUUUGUUUUAUUUAUGUAUUGUUUUUACCAAUCGCAUUUUUAAAAAGUAUGAUUAGUUAAACUUGAAUUUGGUAAUGUUUGUAAGUUUUGAAGUAUCAAAAGUUGGUUAAGCUUGAAAGCAAACUCCCCAUGUUAUGAAGAUUGUUUUGGAGGUUAAGUUUUUAUUUGAGAACCAUACUUGAGCAAUGUAUAGAUUAUUUCGCCGACCUAAUUUCCAUACUGUAAAAAUAAAAUUUUAAAAAAAUGGAAUGGCAUAAAUAGUACCUAAAAACAAAUGGAUUUAAUUCUAAAUCAAAAUAUAUUUGCUUUUAUUUAUUUUUAUUCUUACUUUGCACAUGCUCACAACUUUAAGGUUACUUAUGAUUAACAUUGUUUAUAUCUUGGUUGUUUGUAAAAAUAAACGUUUAAACACUACAAAAAACCUCUGACACGAAUAGUGUCUUUAAUAAUAGUCAAAUUUUCUUUAUUGUUAUUUUUGUAUGAGUUCAUUAGCAGAUUCAUUAGGUUAUGUAUCAUACUAAUGCAAUUCUUGUUUGUUUUGCGUGUGUGUUCUGUUAAGUCUUGGGUAAGCUAUAAUCAGAAAAAGUAAAAAAGAAAGUCCGAAUAAGUUCAUUUUAUUUAAAUCACGUUAGGCAGAUCAUAAAUGAAACAAACGUUUGUAGUUUUUAAUAUUUCGACUUUCGUUCAAGUCAUCAUCAGAGAAUAAAAUAUUUUACAACAAGUGGCCAUUUAUAUGUAACAUUAAAAAUAGUGAUAGUUCUUGAGAGACCAUUAAACCAUGGCUUAAUGCAGGUUUUAAUUGAUUGAUACACAGUGAUUCUUUUAUGAACAAAAUGUUCCAAUUAUUGCUCUGAUCUAUAACUGUAACGUUUGAUUUGAUACAAUUUAUGUGUGGUAAUCCAACUUCAUUAUGCGAUAUUCAUUUGGAAACAACAUAUCAGAAAUUCUUUGCAGAAAAAAAUUCGGAUUAGAGUUUAGGAUUAGGAUCUUAAAAAUUGCAUACGGAUUUUAAAUUUGUAACCUCAAAUAGCUGUUUUUUUGAUUUUUCUAUGUCUAAAGUGAAUUUUGUGCUAAAUUUACAGGAAUUUCAAAUGUGCUUGAAGUAAGGUAAACUAUAAAAUAAAAAAUUGCGAAUACCCUUCCCUAUUCAAAAAAUACGAAGCAAAUUGAUAAGCAUAAUAUUCACUUCUUUCACACUUUUCUUUGUAUCAGUAAAACAGUAAAAGCUAUUGAUAAUGUAAAUCAUUUUUUUUUUCGAUAUUCAUAAGGAGACUGACUGGCACAUUUUAAUUUGCAGCUUUUGUGAGUUUCCCUUUAAAUAUCUUGUAGUUUUUACUGUGGUUUGUACGUGUAUUAUUUUGUUAUAAUUGAGUUAGGAAAUAAUAUCUUCUGGA
This is a messenger RNA of Hydractinia symbiolongicarpus, 3097 nucleotides long. RefSeq names its product NADH-cytochrome b5 reductase 3-like. The transcript has a single exon. Gene Ontology annotation, molecular function: oxidoreductase activity; FAD binding. The record is from RefSeq and is a predicted model, not a curated record. Gene Ontology annotation, cellular component: mitochondrion. Bases 750 to 1661 code for a protein of 303 amino acids. Lineage: Eukaryota; Metazoa; Cnidaria; Hydrozoa; Anthoathecata; Hydractiniidae.